Messenger RNA from Penicillium taxi, 219 nucleotides. Its product is annotated as AN1-type zinc finger protein. The record is from RefSeq and is a predicted model, not a curated record. The transcript has a single exon. Gene Ontology annotation, molecular function: zinc ion binding. Lineage: Eukaryota; Fungi; Ascomycota; Eurotiomycetes; Eurotiales; Aspergillaceae. Bases 1 to 219 code for a protein of 72 amino acids.
AUGGCUCCUAUCCGUAAGCCUAGAUGCAAUUUCAAGGAGUGCAAGGAAGCUGCUCAACGAAUUGUCGGUGACUGCAGCUUUUGCCACGGCCACUUCUGCUCCAAGCACCGUAUGCUGGAAGCCCAUACCUGCAGCGGACUAGAAGACUGCAAGAAGGAAUCUCACGCUCGAAAUGCCGAUAAGCUGAACAGCGAGCGGACAGUUGUCAAGGGUGUAUGA